Molecule: messenger RNA, 3440 nt
Organism: Lotus japonicus
Lineage: Eukaryota; Viridiplantae; Streptophyta; Magnoliopsida; Fabales; Fabaceae
Exons: 3
Coding region: 2545-3171 (208 amino acids)
Source: RefSeq, a predicted model, not a curated record
GUAUUUUGGUGUUGUUGAUAUAAGGUAUUGGAUCUUGAAGAUAAGAAGUGGAGAAGCAACAGUAUUAAAUGGAAGCUUGUUUACUUAUCAAAUAUGAAUACUCUCGUGCUUUGCAUAAGGUGCUGAACAAUCUUCGAGGACGCGUUCUUCUCUCAUUGAGCGGAAGCCUUGUUUCGCCAUUUCAUGUGCCAUAUCGUUCUUAGUUUUGACAGUAUGGUGAACCGAAAGCACACUCUUGCUGCCAUCAAUCAGCAGCACCAGGAAAUGAGGAAGAAAAGGACUGAAAUGGUGGCACGUUCCGGACAAAGCGAGGGACCACAUUGGCCAGCAGUGGCCCCUGACAUUGUUGCUGAUCACGAUGCUGAAAUGACAGAAAUGGUUGACGGAUGAUUGCAGUUGCAGCCGCAGCUCCUCGCACACCUCUCAAUCUCAGAAGACAAUCUCAGGUGAAUUCUAAUUGACCUAAAACCUUUUCUACUAUUAAGUUGGCAUUUACUUGCAUUUAACUGAAAUUCUUGAUUCUGCAGAAAAUUACAUAGUUUCUUGACUAGAGUACACCAAGGCAAACUGGAUACAUAAUUAAAACAAACGUAAAUAACAUAUUUUUUGGGUACAAUGGAAGAGUAAACCAAGACAAACAACUUUGACUUGAUACAUAACUAAAACAAAAGUAAAUAACAUUUUUUUGGGGGGGACAAAAGUAAAUAACUAGAAUAUGGCUUUAGCAGUUACAAAAGCUUCAGCCGUUUAGCAACUCUGAUGAUCAUGGCUUCUUCCUCUGAAACGGUAUCCACAUGUUUGUGAUCUGGUUUGUCCAUAACAAGACGUUCAUUAACCUUGCACUUCUUGCUGAAGCCGAGUUUGGCCAUUUUGUGCGCGCUUUUGUUCUCAUCAUUAAUCUGAUGCUUGGUAUCCUUGAUGCAACGCAUAACAGUAAUUUUGCUAUCAGCAUUAUGUAGCAGGACAAGAAUUUUGUGACAAGAAUUUUGUUGGCAAAAUUCUUGUCCUGCUACAUAAUGCUGACAACAAAAUUACUGUUAUGCGUUGCAUCAAGGAUACCAAGCAUCAGAUUAAUUAUGAGAACAAAAGCGCGCACAAAAUGGCCAAACUCGGCUUCAGCAAGAAGUGCAAGGUUAAUGAACGUCUUGUUAUGGACAAACCAGAUCACAAACAUGUGGAUACCGUUUCAGAGGAAGAAGCCAUGAUCAUCAGAGUUGCUAAACGGCUGAAGCUUUUGUAACUGCUAAAGCUUCAGCAAGAAGUGCAAGGUUAAUGAACGUCUUGUUAUGGACAAACUAGAUCACAAACAUGUGGAUACCGUUUCAGAGGAAGAAGCCAUGAUCAUCAGAGUUGCUAAACGGCUGAAGCUUUUGUAACUGCUAAAGCCAUAUUCUAGUUAUUUACUUUUGUCCCCCCCAAAAAAUGUUAUUUACUUUUGUUUUAGUUAUGUAUCAAGUCAAAGUUGUUUGUCUUGGUUUACUCUUCUAUUGUACCCCAAAAAUAUGUUAUUUACGUUUGUUUUAAUUAUGUAUCCAGUUUGCCUUGGUGUACUCUAGUCAAGAAACUAUGUAAUUUUCUGCAGAAUCAAGAAUUUCAGUUAAAUGCAAGUAAAUGCCAACCUAAUAGUAGAAAAGGUUUUAGGCCAAUUAGAAUUCACCUGAGAAGGGCGGUGAAUUACCUGCACUUCAGCACACACACCGAGUUUCGCUAGAUCGGUGCAACAGACAGCCCUUUGACCCCCUAUAAGCUGAUCCACCAAUUGUCUCUCUAUCUUCAACCUCAAAAACAACAGCUUGAAUAGGCCACGAGCUAAAGUUUGAGAAUUCCUUCGUUCUACAGAACGUGUCUCUAUCAAACCUGGAUUCCACAUUACACAGGAAAACCCAAUCAACAAAACAGUAUAUAUAUAAAACAUCAGCAUAAUCACCAAGAUUGCACAAAAACAGAACAAUGGCUAACAGUGGUAUACAAGAGACAUGUCAUGUUUCAGCACCGACAGCUCAAAGAAAACAGUUUUCAUCAAAUUUGUGAAAAUUCUGAGUACCCCAGCAACUUCACUUUCCAAAUCUGACAAGUAAGAUUGUAAAUUUCACACAUUGAAACAAAUUGGGAUUUCUCCUAUAAUAAUUUCUAGUUCUACCUUUACCAAGAAUCUCACAGAGACUACAAUGAGAGCUGAACACAAAAAUUCAACCAAAAAAAGUAUGAAGCCCAAACAGAGAAGAUGCCGAUUACCUGAAGUUUCCAAGCAUGAAGCCCACGGUCACUUUGAAUUCCAGAGAAUAUCCCGAACUGAAAACUCACAUUUAUUUUGAUAUCCAUUUACAAUUGGUGAUGCAAUAAUACCCUCUAGUUUGCUUGGUAAACCACCUGGAGAAAUGUGAGAAAGAAGAUGUAAAAUAACUGUAUCUGUGAUGAAAAAAAUAAAAAAAAUGUACACAAUAUUUGGAUGACUAAUUUACUUAUAUAUUCUUAUAUGUGAUUAUUGCUUAGAGUUGAAUAUUAUUCUUUCAUUUCAAAUUCAAAAUUUUCUAGGUAACGAACAUGGACGUGGACACAGAACAUGCAAACGGCGACGGUGGACGGCCUGCCGGGAAACCACCGGAAGCCACGCGAAGACCAACUUUCAAGGAAAAAGUACUCGGGAAGGAGACGAUUGAGAAACGUAAGCAAGUCUGCAACUUGGUGGAGGCUGGUGUCAUGAAGAAAGAUCUCAUUGAUGGGAGUAGCUUUUUCCCUAUGUUUGACUUCACAGAUAAGAGUGUUUAUGCUGAGAUCUGCAAACCAUGGAAGGAUUGCCUGGUUGUGAAACUCCUUGGUAAACAUAUUGGCUACAAAGCUCUGUGUGAUCGCCUCAGAAUGCCAUGGAAGCCAUCCGGUGGAAUGGAGAUACGUGAUCUACUUCACGGCUACUUCCUAGUGCAAUUUGAUAUACAGGAAGACAGAGAGAGGGCUAUGACGGAAGCGCCAUGGAUGAUAUAUGACCAUUACUUGGCAGUUAAGCCAUGGACAUCGGAUUUCGUUGCAGCGAACUCGAAGAUAAGCACCACGGCAGUUUGGAUUCGCAUCCCUAGCCUUGGUUUCCAAUUUUAUGAUGAGAGCAUUCUGCUCACAUUAGCUUCUGCAGUUGGGACUCCCAUUAAAGUUGAUAUGAAUACAGUGGACAUGUAGAGGGGGAAGUAUGCUAGAGUUUGUGUGGAAAUAGAUCUAAACAAGCCGGUGUUAGGGAAGGUCGGUUUGUGUGGUGUUUGGUAUAAUGUUGAAUAUGAGGGGCUGCACCUCCUCUAUUCGAAUUGCGGUUGCUACGAUCACCUCUUCCGAUAAUGCGCAGGGUUGCCAGUACCACAACCACAGGCCCAACAUUGUUCUGUCCCCGAGGCUUCACCAGAGAUACCGGCGGAGAUAGCCACCACAGCUCAAACAAGUGAACAUGACAUAAC